Messenger RNA from Bactrocera dorsalis (oriental fruit fly), 3226 nucleotides. RefSeq names its product striatin-interacting protein 1 homolog (gene Strip). Gene Ontology annotation, biological process: cytoskeleton organization. The transcript has 3 exons. Gene Ontology annotation, cellular component: cytosol. The record is from RefSeq and is a predicted model, not a curated record. NCBI's taxonomy places the organism in Eukaryota, Metazoa, Arthropoda, Insecta, Diptera, Tephritidae. Bases 413 to 3049 code for a protein of 878 amino acids.
UAUCGAUUGUCAAAGAAAAUUUUCCGUCAUACAGACAAAAACUUGUCUCGGGAAAGAAAUUUAUUUUUGUAUUAUUCCAAACGGAAUUCAAUAAAAUAUUCAAAAGAAAUAGUUCAUAGGUUUGCUGAAAUUGAACGAUUAUCAUUUAUUUGAAAUGUUGGAGGAAAGAUCUUAGGUGGGUUACAACGAUGAUUUAGUGCAACGCAAAGGCCUAACUGAAGACAACUCUGCGAGUAUACAAGUAUAAACAACAACAACGCUUGAUGUGCUUCUCGUAUCAUAACUAGCAUUUAGAAACAAGUAAAAGUUUUCCGUGUUUUUACGAUAUCACUCUAUUCUAUCUACAUUCUGCUAAGGAGUCAGGUCUUGUUAUUGGCAGCGGUGAAACGGUGUUGCCAAGAAAGUUUUCCAAAUGAUGUUGUCAUCUAUAAAUAACUCCUUUGAGCAGGAUACACAUGAUGUUGAUGGCAAUUGUGAUGGACCUGAUUUAGAUUUUGUUUAUGCUGAUGUAGAUACUUAUCAAAAUGAAAUUGCCGAACUAUAUAGUUAUACAGAAUUUAAUGAACUUCAGCAAAAUGUUAAAGCAUUCGAAGAUCAAAUGGAAAUGUAUGACUUGCCACCUAAUUGGCAAAAACAGGACAGCUCAUCACAGCGCAGUAUUAUAAUGAAAUUGAUAGAUCAACUAGAAGUUUCAAGCCGAGCGUUUCGAAUGCAGGCAGCCCGUUGCAUACUAUAUUUAGCACAAGGAUGUUGGGCGGAAGUUCAAUCUGAUGAAGAACAACAUCAGAUCACACGAGACAAUAUAAUUGUAUUAUAUGAAUUGGGAGUUUUUUCGUCUUUUAUAGAUCUGCUUAACAUGGAAAUAGAGAGUGCAUGUUCUCCUGAUAUUGUUGCUGUUAAAAUCACGAAUGUUACAUUGGUAGACUCGACCGACUUACGAGUAAUCCUUUCGGUAUUGUACAUAAUAGCGGAAACUAUUCGCGAUGAGUAUGACAAGGGAAGUGAGGAUUACAAAAAUAUUGCCGAAGCUUUCAUACAAGAAAUAAAUAGUCCACUACCUGACGGUGAAUUGCUUGCUGUCAAACUUUUGGGAAUGAUAACUCGCUUUUGUAGUGGCGCCGCACCACACUUUCCCAUGAAAAAAGUCGUUCUAUUAUUGUGGAAAAUAACAUUAUUGGGAUUAGGUGGAAUGGAGAAGUUAAAAAACCUUAAAAAUGAAUAUCGUAUUAAAGCUGGACUUGAGCCGGUUACUGAGGAUACACUGGAAGUCACGAAAAAUAUGCGUGCCAGCUCACCACCAGCAACUGCUACAGAUAUUUUGGAUAAUCAAAAUCCCAAACGAAAUGCAUUUAGACGAUCAUUGAUGAAGCAACGUUUUCUUGAUGAGCAAGAACAGAUGGACAUGGAAUUAACACCAGGUAAUGAAAGUGCACCACCAAACAAUAACGGUGGAAAUGGAAAUCAAGAGGAAGAUAUAUCCCAGUUUUAUCGCCAGUUCGAAGAUCCAUCUGCAAACACUGCAAACCCUAAUAAUCAGCCGAGCUUCUCACAGCCACCACCCGUACUACCGGUACAAGUUACAACACGUUUGCCAUGGACUCCAAAAGUAAGGCAAAAGGAUAUAGAUCAAUUCCUGGAUAUAUCUCGAAAUAAAUUUAUUGGUUAUUCGUUGAUUGACGAUCACGAGAGCCUUGCGGGACUGCCACAACCAAUACAUGAAGGCGUUCAGACUUUGCGACGUCACAUGUACGUGAGCCUAGCAGAUGUGCAAAUAAAAAAAGAAGAAGAAAUUGCCCGAAAUCCGAUCUCUACACAAGAAGACGAAAUCCCAUUAAAUCCCGCCGAAGUACUUUAUCAGGCGAUUCUACCGAAUUUGCCACAAUACAUGAUUGCAUUGCUGAAGGUUUUAUUGGCUGCAUCACCCACUUCAAAAUCGAAAACGGAAAGCAUUAAUAUAAUGGCAGAUGUUUUACCGAAAAAAAUGCCAAUAACGGACUCGCAGAAACUAACCGUUGACAUGAGUAGGCAUAAGGAAAUAAUUGUGAAAGCGGUCUCAGCUAUCAUUCUGCUAUAUUUGAAACAUUUCAAAAUUAACCACAUUUACCAAUUCGAAUUUAUGUCGCAGCAUCUUGUAUUCGCCAAUUGUAUACCUUUGGUGCUCAAGUUCUUCAAUCAAACUAUCACCGAAUAUGUAGGUAUGAAGAACACUAUACCACUAUUGGAUUUCCCUUCCUGUGUAAUUGGAGAACAGCCAGAUUUAUCGGGCGAAAGCUUCGUUUAUAGCGGCGAAACCGCUGACAAGCCUUACUAUUCUUGGCGUAACGUCUUUUCCUGUAUUAAUCUCUUACGAAUACUUAAUAAAUUAAUUAAGUGGAAACAUUCGCGAGUUAUGAUGUUAGUCGUCUUCAAAUCGGCACCAAUUCUCAAGAAAACUUUAAAGGUUCGCCAUGCUAUGAUGCAGUUAUAUGUAUUGAAGCUACUUAAAAUGCAAACCAAAUAUUUGGGACGCCAAUGGCGCAAGUCUAAUAUGAAGACAAUGAGUGCCAUUUAUGCGAAAGUAAGACAUCGCCUUAACGAUGAUUGGGCUUUUGGCAAUGACUUGGAGUCGCGUCCAUGGGAUUUUCAGGCUGAAGAAUGUACAUUGCGUGCCUGCGUAGAUCGUUUUAAUUUGCGGCGCUAUCCCGAAGCUACACAAAAAUGUGGUGCAGGUGGCAACAAUGGAAAUUCCGGAAAUUCAGAUAACUCUUCGGGUAAUAUAGGAGGCGGUACAGGAAGUGGUAAUAACAUGGCUGGUGGUGGAAAUGAGGCUAACGGUUUCGGCAGUAGUGGUACAGGCGGUGGCGGCAAUGGACACGCACAAUUGAAUGAUUAUGGAGUCGAGGGAGGCUUUCCAAGCGACGAAAUUCUAUCGCACUCAGAUUUUGCUUUCUUUGGACACUCAGGCUGGUGGGAUCGCAAAGUGGAAUUGACCGACUACUUCAAGGAAAAUUAUUCGAUAUGGCUAGAAGAAGAAGUUUACAAUAAUCAAAUUGAUUGGGAUGCGUUGUAAGAGGAAACGGAAACUGAAACUUCAAUCAAUUCAGUGUAAACACUGUACCGGCUACCGAAGUUAUUGACUAACUCAUAAAGUUUAACUACUAGAAUACAGACAGACACAUUAAUAAAAUAUAAUGGCACGCAGAAAUCGAAUACUUACCAACAUAAUAAAUAUAAUUUUUCAUAGAGA